UAUGCUAUUAUCAAAUAAAUCAAAUGUUUACUUAUUUUAGUUCUACAAAAUAACAAUACUAUUUUUCUGCGGAAGGAUAUGUAUGUGGCAUCUUUGCUAGUAAUAGACGUAAUUUCCCAUUAUGCAUUUCCAUUAAUCCGCAAUUUACAAACAUUUGUUUGUACAAUCGAAGUUUCUCUGUUGAUCUUACAAAUUGACUGGCGCUUCGCUUCGGCAUUCCAAUACUUUCCUUUCAAUGCUAAUUGUAAAUUAUUCUACGUUUUCCUGUCUGUCCUGGACAGCGAGAAAUGUCUCCCAAGAAAGGGCACAUUUGCCAUUAUGUUACGCAAAUUACGCUUGCUUUAUUUGCAUAAUGUAUCGUUUCUGCAACUGGGUAUUGAUAAACCUACUUUGCACAUUAUCACAAGUUACUAAAUUAAUUCAUUUUAUGAUAUUGUUCAUUCAUUGAUAAUGAUUGCUUUGUUGAUGCAUAGCAUUUUUCCUAACACUUUUUUGGCACAUUGGCGACGCGGUAUGUGCAGUCUGGCGCAUACCGCCAGGGGGGGUUUAACUCCUAGAAUGUUGCUAGGAGACCAAACACAAACUCAUUUUGUAGAGAUCCCGCUAUCAUAUCUCUAGAAUUCACACAGGUAAGACAUCGCAUCAUGUUAGUUGUCGCAAAUACAAUUACGGGUUGUUUGUAAAACUGCAUGGACAUGGCAGGCUCUGGACAAGACCAUAUGACAGUAGCUAGGCAUUGGUCAUGAGUUUUCUUUACUAUGCGUUUGCUUGGUUUUUGGACAAUGACAACCAACUUGAUGUUAAUUAAAUGUUUAGGCUGUUUUGUGUGGGUUCCUCUUUUUUUUUAAGUAUGUCUGUCUUAUCUCUUAAGUCUUGGCUUCCCAUUUUGAAUGAAGAGAGCGAAGUGGGCCGAGUGACACCAAAACAGCACCCCAGGAGGAGCUUGAGAGAGGAACCAUGCCAAAGAAGGGUGCAAAAAAGGGGGGAGCAGGGAAGCAGGCAGGGAUGACAGAGGAAGAGAGACUCUUGUACAUGCAGCAGAGGGCCCAGGCAGAGGACGAGAUGUCCAAAAGGAAGGAAGACAUGCUAACUCAAUUUCUCAAGGAUAAGCUGCAGAAGGAGGAGCGCAACAGUGCAGUGAACCUGCACAAGUUGACGCAGCAGUGGCGAGCAGUUCUCCGCCAGACACGGGCAGCUGAACUGCGCAGUGACAUUGCUGUGCUCAGCCAGACCUUUGAGAGGGUGCUGGACCGGAAGGACAGUGUCAUCAAGUGUUUGGUGUGUGACCUGAGUGAGGCAGAGCAGCAGUCAGCCCAGGCCCUGCGCUCUCACCUGGAGUGUGUGGACUGCCUGCUGGCCCUGCAGAAGGGUAGGCUGGCAUCCCUGGAGCAGCAGUGGAACAGCGGCCUGGAGGGACUGAGCUACGAAUUCAAUUCUGAGAGGGAGCAGAUCCUGUCCCAGCACCAGCAGGAGUGUGCUUACCUGGAGGAUGUGACCUUUGCCAUGGAGCAGUUCUACAUGGAGGUAGAUGGGGAGGCUCGCCAGGACUACCAGAGCACCAGAGACGACAUCAAGAACAGGAACAUAGAGGAGAAACAUGCGUUGCGGAUCCAGUUAGAGGGGACGGUGGAGGGCCUGUGGCGUCAGUUCCAACAGGCCCUACGCAGCUACAAUGAGGCUACAGAGGACCGUCACAUCGCCUUUGAGUCGUUGAGGACCCGCGACCAGCGCAGUGCCCAGGAGAUCGACACGCAGAUGAGGAGGCUGCAGAAGAUGCAGGACUCCAUAUCUGCUCUGCGCUCUAGGCUGAACUCCAGCCAGAAGGAGAGUGAGGGGGCAGCACGGGGCCUGAGGGCGGCCAGGGAGGAGGUGACCCUGCAGGCUCGCCAGCUCAAGGCCCAGCUGAGCCGUGCCCGCGCAGCCGAGAGGAACCAGCUCACCAACCUCACCGUGCACAGCAACGCCGCUGCCAAGAACCUACAGGGCAUCAUCACUAAGGGGGAGAGGCUGCUGCGUCUGGCUGAGAUGUGUCGUAAACUGGAGACAGAACAUGAGAAAGUCCUGCCCUUCUACACCUCAUCUCUCACUGCUGAGGAAGAGAGCCAGGAGAGAGCUAAUGCUAUGGAGACUCCAUCUGAGGAGCUGGCACAGGCCAUGCUGGACUACCUGGUUCUGGAGCGGUUCUGGCAGCGUUAUAACAAGGUUCUGCUGGAGCGGCUGUGUUUGGAACGGGAGAGAGGAGCUCUGACCCAGGAGAACCAGCAACUGCGGAUUUUACUGCGCCAGUACCUGGAUGGCAUCUCCGUUAGUGACGAGAUCCUCCGCCAUCGCAACCCCCUGCUGAUGGUGUCACGGCCCACCCUCGGCGUUCAACCCACUGCUGAUGCCCAACGCAAGCGCCACACUGUCAUUGAGGCAGCACAUGUUGUGCAGCGCAUGCUGUAAACUCAAUAACAGGCUCACAUCACACCAUCACUCCUAGAUUAACUUUAAACUGCCAGAAUGCACUCCUUCUGACAGAACUCAAUUCCUUAUUCUAUUUGUGUGUUACUUCUUUCUACCAGGUGUCUUACAAUAUCCAUCAAAUAAAAGAGGACUAUUCCAUCCGAUAAUAACAACA
Oncorhynchus keta (chum salmon) is the source of this 2620-nucleotide messenger RNA. RefSeq names its product coiled-coil domain containing 65 (gene drc2). The transcript has 8 exons. The record is from RefSeq and is a predicted model, not a curated record. Bases 958 to 2445 code for a protein of 495 amino acids. NCBI's taxonomy places the organism in Eukaryota, Metazoa, Chordata, Actinopteri, Salmoniformes, Salmonidae. Gene Ontology annotation, biological process: regulation of cilium movement; axonemal dynein complex assembly; cilium-dependent cell motility. Gene Ontology annotation, cellular component: axonemal dynein complex; axoneme.